GUCACCCCGGGAGCCGGGCCACGGGGGCAGUCUUCCCCGCCCCGGCCUCCGGGGAGCCGGGGAAGGACUGGGAUAGCUGGACGAGGACUGUGACAGCCUCGUGGCCCCCGGAGCCCCCGGGCGGGCUGGGAGGAGAGUGGCGAUGGGUGACUCAACAGUUCCUAAGCCAUCACUCGCGAGAGGCGCGGGAGAGGCAGGAGCCACGCUGACCUUCCGAGCGCUCCGGCGCGCGCUGCGGCGCCUGCCCCUGCCCGCUCACGUGCGAGCGGACCCCCUGCGCACCUGGCGCUGGCACAACCUGCUUGUCUCCUUCGCCCACUCCAUUGUAUCGGGGAUCUGGGCGCUGCUGUGUGUGUGGCAGACCCCCGAGAUGCUGGUGGAAAUCGAGACGGCGUGGUCGCUUUCUGGCUAUUUGCUCGUUUGCUUCUCUGCAGGGUAUUUCAUCCACGACACAGUGGACAUCGUGGUCAGUGGUCAGACGCGAGCUUCUUGGGAAUACCUCGUCCAUCAUGUCAUGGCCAUGGGCGCCUUCUUCGCAGGCAUUUUUUGGAGCAGCUUUGUCGGUGGGGGUGUCCUGACGCUCCUGGUGGAGGUCAGCAACAUUUUCCUCACCAUCCGCAUGAUGAUGAAGAUCAACAACGCCCAGGACCACCCCCUCUACCGGGUCAAUAAGUACGUCAACUUGGUCAUGUACUUCCUCUUCCGCCUGGCCCCUCAGGCCUACCUCACCAAGUUCUUCCUGCGCUACCUGGGCCAGAGGACCCUGGGCGGCUUCCUGCUGGUCACCCUGCUCCUGCUCGAUGUGAUGAUCCUCACUUACUUCUCGCGCCUCCUGCGCUCGGACUUCUGCCCUGAGCGUGCCCCCAAGCGGCAGCACAAAGACAAGUUCUUGACAGAGUGAGACCGAGCCUGCCACUUGUGGCAAGGGCAGCAGAUACAGCCAAGAACAGAAACCGCCUCACGGCAGUGGGACUCAGCCCCAGGCCUGGGUGUCCUGGGGCCAGCCUCUACCUUGAACCUGCACCCACUAUUGAAAACACUAAUGAAAGCACUCCUCUGAAGUUCUUUCUUUUCUUGGGCAAGGGGUGAGGGAAGCUGACCGACCGGUCGGACUUGGUUGUCAGGUGUGUGAAGACCAAGCUACCCAAAAGUCAGCCAGCCAACCCACAACGGAUGCUAAUGGAAACUCUGCAAUUGGCCCUCUGCUUUCUGUUAUAGCUUCACACACAGCCUCUUCCAGGAAUAAAGGGGGCUCUUAAAAAAGCUUAUUCCUAUGAUGAAAACAAGUCCUAGUUGUCCUAGGACAACUAACCCUUAAUCUGAAUAACAAAUGUGGUGGUGUGCCAGGGCUGAGUGUUCCAACAGGGUAAGCUGAUCAAGAGUCUUGCCUGGGCCACCAGGUAACUCAGUGUGUAUCAUAUCCCAGAACAGCCUCCACCCAGCCCAACCAGAAAUGUGACACAAAGACAACAAGCCUAUGUAUGGUGGAAAAACAUAUAUUUAGAAUUAGCCAGCUGGACUCAGUUCAGAUGAUCCCAAUCUGAAAAACAAAAGGGGACUUGGUUAUUGGAGCUGCAAUGUGAACAUUAAGCUGGAAUGUCAUUGUUAAAAUGCAAAAUGACAGACUGGUCAGCUAAGGAUGGGCUCCAGCCAAUGACUCAGCCGUCAGGCUCUGGUCACGGACACAUCCUUCGCAGGGGAGGAGAUACGCGUUACAGAAUUCGGCGGAAAGGAAGCUUACUUUGUUGGCAACGUCCAGAGCAUCAUAGUCAGGAGCCAGCCGCACAUAGGCCUUCUUCUCUCCGUCAGGUCUGGGGCAGAGAAGGGAGCCUUAGUCCUUGCUGCUCACAGCCUCCUGCCCCUCCAGCCCUGACCUGGCGCAUCAGUGGUUCCUUUGUAGGUGUCAUUCUUUUCCAAAUAGUGCAUUUUCCAUCAUUUGCGCAGACAGGGCUAGGGAAGCCAUCACAAUGCCAAUUCCCUUUUAUGGGAAAGGCCACAGGCCAUUCUAAGACGUAAAUAACUCAGGUACUCUGACAAACUGCUUUACUCCAGUGCCUGCCUCUGCUCAGAGGUAGGAAUCCAGGCGAGCACCAAGCCCAUAAACCCAGUCCUGUAAGUGCCCUCAGGUCUCAUCUCAGCAAGGACUAAUUACAGCAGGGGCGCUCACUUCUCAAGGCUCGCACACUGGGAAACCCACUUGUGAGCCCCAGAACAGCAUCGAGGAGCUUUAUGCCACCCAAGCUUUCUCGUUCCUGACCACGGCCCCAGCCUUUCCAUGCCAUGGGGCAUUCCAGGCACCUGUUUACCUGAUCA
Messenger RNA from Lepus europaeus (European hare), 2313 nucleotides. RefSeq names its product TLC domain containing 1 (gene TLCD1). The transcript has 5 exons. The coding region runs from base 143 to 901 and encodes 252 amino acids. Gene Ontology annotation, biological process: phospholipid homeostasis; plasma membrane organization; regulation of membrane lipid distribution. Gene Ontology annotation, cellular component: plasma membrane. The record is from RefSeq and is a predicted model, not a curated record. NCBI's taxonomy places the organism in Eukaryota, Metazoa, Chordata, Mammalia, Lagomorpha, Leporidae.